UUUAAUACAUGCUAUGUACAUGACAUUAACUCAUGGGAACUUUAUUCGAAUCUCUUUCUAUUUUAUUUAAAUACAAUAGACGUCAAAGAACUCAUGAAAGGCAACCGGAUAUGCUAUGCGAUAUAUGAAUAUGGCGGCGUCCUAGCAGAAAUUUCUUCUUAAUAUCACAGAGAGAGAGACUUAAAUGUAAACUGCUAAACAUCAGUCGCUCCCUCCUAACCAUCCACCAGUCUUAUUUUAAUAAGAUAUGGCUGAGAGGAGAGAAAGAGACCUAUCCAGCAACAGACUUCGACAAAAGGCGUUAGGGCAGACUUCGAAUAAUUAUAAAGAUGAUGAAACAGUAAGUCUGCUUCAUUAUAUUUUUCGCUGAAGAGGACAAUGAGUUGGAAGAAGUAGGUGGUGCAUUAGGAAAUGGAAAAAUAUCAAGAAAAAAUCUUGACUUACUUAAUUUGGCUUCUUUUCUGGAUGCCAAAAUGGAAGAACAUGUUUCAUCAAAUAUUUCUUCAAGAUCAUCCAAUGAAGAAGACUCUGGCAGGAUAGGCCCACCUGAUGUCAUUUUAGAUAUUCUGUCAAAUGUUGGAACAUUAAUUGUGGAGCCUGAUAGACUUGGGGUUGCCAGUCACUCCAACUUCAGCACAGUGCGGGCAAACUGCUGUGUUUAUAGAGGAAAAUGGAUUUAUGAAAUAAUGCUGGGUUCCAAAGGUGUCAUGCAGCUUGGCUGGUGCACACUCAACUGUCGCUUCUCUCAAGAAGAGGGAGUUGGUGAUACCCCAGACUCUUAUGCCUAUGAUGGCACUAGACUACGGAAGUGGAAUGUCAAAACCUUUAAGUAUGGAGAGGCAUGGUUAUCAGGAGAUGUCAUUAGUUGUGCCAUAGACUUGGACAAUGGUACAGUUGAAUUUUUCAGAAAUGGGCAUUCCAUGGGUAUUGCAUUCAGUAAUGUGAAGACAGGUCCUGGCUAUGCAUAUUUUCCAGCUGCCAGUCUGUCAAUGGGUGAGAACAUCCAUGUCAACUUUGGAGCUACACCCUUGAGAUUUCCUGUCCCUGGUUAUAAACCACUCCAGGAACCACGUUGGGGGGAAAUUAGACAAGCACAAGCUUUGUUACGUUACCUGGAAAGGCUUGUCUCCAUAUUACUGGAUGAUGACAAGGUUGCUGGCUUUGAUGCUAGGAUCGCAAAAGCUGACAUCACCCAACUUCCAUUGGCAGAGCAGCGUACAAGAAUAAGCACUGCUUUUCUUAUAGCUGCACAUGUCUUUGAUAAGCUUGGACCACUUCUUAAAAACCUUUAUAUAGUGGAAGCCUGUCUGUUGCCUACCCUGCUGCAGCUCUCAGGUGGAGGAGUGUGGCAUCAGUCAAAACCAGCCUUGCUAAAAAUGCUGGAUCUCUUCUGGGCUUUGUUGCAGGAUUUUGAGGUACGGCAGUGUAUGGAAAGCCUGGCUGCAGUACUGUUGGCUUCUUACCGCUACACUCCUGUUCUUCCAGAUUUUAAAAAUGCAAAGAAAUUUUUGGCAUUGACAGUUUGCAUUCUACGCCAUCAGAGGACUCGACGCUACCUUCUCAGCUCAGUACUAUUUGACAAGCUCAAAUUUCCGGUAUUUAUGCACAUCAAGCCACCAGAUGAUUCUGGGUUACAAGACCUGAUACCUGAGGUAUGGUGGCCCACUUCUGUCAAGGAUGACACUGAAAACAUGCUUCCAGAUUCAACAGAGAGCUUAGAGAGGAAGAGAAAAUACAUAUCUUCAUGUGAAAAGCUUAGAUGUACAGUUGAAGAAUUAGAAAAGAUGCAGGUUGAGAUGCUGAAACUGCUUUUGUUGCACAAUGAUGUUAUGGAGGGUAAAACUAGCCGUGAUUGCUUCCUAGAAAAAUUUCAUAUUCUGCUCAAAGAGAGUAGCGGAAUCACUUGGGUUUUCCACUCUCAUACCUGCCCCUUGCCUGUGUUGCUUUGUUUUUUUCACCGACUCCUGCAAGCUGUGCGUUUUUACUGGGAUAUGUUCCAGUCUGAAGACCCUGAGCGGUUUACAUUUAGUGGUGAUGCCUUUGUGCCAAUCCAUAUGUUUUGGUCAGACAACCGUGAUGCUGGCGAGUUUCAGAGAUGUGGUGGUUUGAUGUCACAUUUGAAUAGAACUCUUGGAACUGAGGUGAACAGAGCUCAAGGUUUUGAAGUGAGAGAUGAUGGCAAGGUGGUGAAAAUGGAGCGAAAAUCAGCAAGAGAUGCAGUAGGUAACGAGGACUACCCAGCACGAGAGAUGCCUAGUGGCAACUCAAUCAUGGAACUGUUGGAUGGACUGGUCCUCCUUUAUCAUGCUGCAGCUCAUAAGCAGCUUGCCAAGAUGUGGUCUCUCCAGGAUACAAUGCAGGACUUUGUAUUGGCAUUGCAAGAUACAAAGGAAAAACUCAGAAAGUGUCCAAAAGAGCUGAUUGCAGUGAGAGAAGAUCUAGAGAGAGCAUGUCAAGUUUUCACAGAGAAAGUAACAGAGCUGAGCCGACAUAUGGGCUGGGUCAUCUCAGUUGUAUACUCACAGUCUAAGCAACGUGAUGUAGAGUGGUUACUACGGGUAGUGUUAAGAACACUGGAAAGAGCAUCAUGUUACCGGCAACUGUUCCAGUAUGUGCCUGAGUACUAUAUAGAGAGCUGCUUCAGUGCUUUCAAUGCCUUACGCAGCUUCUUCCAUCCCACACAACCAUUCACAGAACUGCCCAAUGUGGAGCAUUUACUUCAGCAGUAUGCAACUUUCUUAGUAGACCACUUCGGUGACACCAGAAUAGUCAGCAAUGAUCUGCGAGACAAGCUUGUGCAGGCUUUGGCAUGCUUUACAUGUUUUCGAGAUACACUUACUGUCUUGGAGACAUUACCCAUGAACAAGCGACUCUCAAUGGUGCAGACAUUGUUGGCUCCAUAUGAAAACAGAUCCUGGGCUCACACAAAUUGGAUCCUGGUUCGCAUUUGGAAGGGUUGUGGGUUUGCAAAUAGAUACCGCUAUUUGCCUAAUCUGAUCCCAUCCAAAGUACAGCCAACAGAUUUUUCUUUUGUCAGUUUACAAGAGCCAUGUCCUUCAAGAGUGUUUCAGAGUUUGCUAGCCAAGACACUAUUAGACAAUGAGACCUUAUCAACUGCUUUUUUGGACAGCCUCAUGAAUCAGCUGAACUGGUCCUUCUCAGAGUUUGUUGGCAUGAUGCAGGAGAUCCAGCAAAUGUCAUCAAGGUCAGACAAUCUGCUUCUGGAGGGGCGCCAAGUAAAGAUUUGCGCAGCCUGCUUUGAGAUCUCUGCAUGUCUCCUACGAGUCCUGGAAAUGGUUGCUACUGUAGCACCACAAUUGUUUACUGACUGGUCACGCCCUUCAGCUGAACUUUUUCUUAAACGCAUCAUGCAGCUGUUGAGUCAGAUUGUAAUGAGAGUGACCAUGCCGGAUGGAGCAUUUGAAACUUUGGUGUCACUACCUAUUCCUGGACUGGAUUGUGUCACUUACUUUCCAAUACUGACAGUAACAGUGGGCAUAUUAGUUCAGCUGAUAGUUCGCUGUGGUGGAAGUAGCCAGGAGAAAGCUGUUAGAGCCUUACUGACUGACACAGGCUUUCAGCCUUCUGCGUUGGACUUUGUUUUGGGAAAUGCAUCUUCCCAACAGAAGAGUGACAAGAAAUUCUCAUUCAGAAAUUAUGCAGAGGUGAAUACUGAGGAAAUACAAGAUGUUGAACUUUUGAUCUCUCACCUUUCAAAUCAGCAAAAGCUGCUUAGUGCUCAGACACAGGAAACAGAUGAAGAGAACCUGUGCACAAUCUGCUAUGCUAACCCACAAACAGCCAUUUUUGUACCUUGCCAUCAUAGAUCCUGCAGAACCUGCAUCACCCAGCAGCUGCUAAGCAAGCGUGAAUGUUUCUUCUGCAAGGCAACUAUUGUUGCUGUGCAAGAUGCCAAAGGUAGACCGCUCUUGAGAGAGCACUUUACCUCCACUAGUCCACGCAAGUAAACAGUAUUAAUGUGCACCUAGACAUGUGUAAACUGUGUUUGGGUUGGAGGCUCAAGAUUUAGAUUUAGACAAAAGCCUCAUGAACAAUGGUGCCUUAAUAGAUUACAGAAUUUGUAGAAAUGCUCAAGGCUGAUCAAUGUUUAACACAGUGCACUCCAUUUAAUAGGAUGUCAGCGUCUGUGUUUUGAAAUAAAACCAUUUCUGUGACUGUUGGCUUUAAUUGCAUGAAUUACCAAAAAGAAUCUCACUAGUUUUGGAUGCCCCAGACACCUUAUCCAUCAGAAAUUAUGCAGUUUAUUACAUUAUUUCAGUUCACCUUACCUCUUGACAAUACAGGUACAGUGGUACAGGUAUAUAAAUCAUAUAAGGUCACAUGACUGUACAAUUGCAACACUGUAUAAAGUGUAGUUUAGUGAAGAUUCUGUAGCUUUUCAUCGAAGCAUGACUUUGUCAAAUAAGCCUUAGGUGUUGUCCUAGGCUAAAAUUUGUUAACGUCCAGAAGAACAGCAGCAAUUCUGGAAAGAACAACAGCAAUUAAGAUAUAUAUAGUAAGUGUAUAAAUGUAUGUGCACACUCUUUAGUUUCAAUUCAGCAAACUUUGUCGACAUGAUCUGACUCAAGCACAUAUUAGUUUCAUUCUGGAGGGCUUGAUUUUAACUGGAGUGCACUAUAUAUAUAUACACACCCAGUGUCUAUGGACACCAUGUAUGCCAAGAUCACCUGUUUAUAAUAUUUUGAAACAGGAUACAAACUUACUUUUGUCUGUGUGUAUUUCUUUUCACCUCGGUGGCACAGAUGAUACCUCAAUAAAGAAAUGGAAUUAUA
Messenger RNA from Pomacea canaliculata, 4793 nucleotides. Its product is annotated as E3 ubiquitin-protein ligase RNF123-like. Lineage: Eukaryota; Metazoa; Mollusca; Gastropoda; Architaenioglossa; Ampullariidae. The transcript is spliced from 36 exons. Bases 474 to 3968 code for a protein of 1164 amino acids. The record is from RefSeq and is a predicted model, not a curated record. Gene Ontology annotation, molecular function: ubiquitin-protein transferase activity; protein binding. Gene Ontology annotation, cellular component: cytoplasm.